CGCGGCGGCGCCCCGGCGUCGGUGCUGCUGCCGGUACCGUCCUUGCCCGCCAGCUCCCUCCGGGCUGCCCGUCCAUCCCUCCGGCCGUCCGUCCCCCUCUCCAUCCCCGCCCGCUUUGUUUUCUCGCCGUCCGCGGGCUCGGGCCCCCCACGCCGCUGCCACCCUGAAGUUUCUGGCGGUGCUGCUGGCGGCGGGCAUGCUGGCUUUCCUUGGGGCCAUCAUCUGCAUCAUCGCCAGCGUCCACCCGGCCGGCACCGCCGCGCCCGCCGCCGCCGCCGCCGACAAUGACUCGGCCGCCGCCGCCCUCCUGCCCGCCGCCGACAAGGGGCUGGGAGCGCUGCACGGCCCCGCCGAGGCUCUGGCCAGCGCCGGGCCGCGCCUGCCGGGGGGGCCGCCGCUCUUCAGCCGCUUCGUCUGCACCCCGCUGAGCACCGAGUGCCCGGCCACCGGCACCGGCACCGCCGCCGGCAGCGCCGCCGGCCCCGAGGAGCUGCUGGCGCUGCGGAGCGCGGCGGCCCAGCUGCGCCGCACGGCGCUGGAGCAGAAGGAGCGGAUCCGCAUGGACCAGGAGACAAUCCGGGAGCUCACCGGCAAGCUCAGCCGCUGCGAGGGCGGCCUGCGGAGCCCCCCCGCCGCCGCGCCCCCCGGCGCCGCCGGACUCCGCGCCGCCCCGCGCCCCGGCACCAUGGGCCACCCUCCCGACGAGCCGCCCGCCGUGCGGGAGCUGGAGGAGGCUGUCCGCACCCUCCAGGACCGAAUCGACCGGAUAGAGCAGGAACUGCCAGCCCGCACCAAUGGCUCAGCACCCACUGCCCCGGCACUUGCCCGUGAUGCCCUCCACACCAAGAUGGAGCAGCUGGAGGAGCAGCUCCUUUCCAAGAUCCUGACCCUGCAGAAGGAGCGCCAGGCCGCCAGCACUGACCACAGCCAGCAGCAGCACAACAUUGAGAAGGAGCUGAACUCCCUCCAGAACCGAGUGACGGAGCUGGAGCAUGGACCACUGGGCUACAGCCCUCCUGAUGCCUUCAAGGUGACCAUCCCGGUGCAGAACAACUACAUGUAUGCCCGUGUGAAGAAGAGCCUGCCAGAGCUGUACGCCUUCACCAUCUGCAUGUGGCUGAAGUCCAAGGCCCUGGCAGGCAUCGGCACCCCGUUCUCCUACUCUGUCCCGAGCCAAGCCAACGAGAUUGUGCUAUUGGAGUGGGGCUCCAACCCCCUGGAGCUGCUCAUCAAUGACAAGGUUGCCCAGCUGCCGCUGAGUCUGAAGGACAAGGCCUGGCACCACGUCUGCGUGGCAUGGACCACCCGGGACGGCAAGUGGUCAGCGUACCAGGAUGGUGAACAGAGGGGUGCCGGUGAGAACCUGGCCUCCUGGCAUUCCAUCAGGCCCCAGGGCGUCAUCAUCCUGGGUCAGGAGCAGGACACCCUGGGGGGCCGCUUUGAUGCCACACAGGCCUUCGUGGGAGAGCUGGCGCAGUUUGGCGUGUGGGACCACAUGCUGGCACCAGCAGAGAUCCUGGGCUUGGCUAACUGCACCUCCCACCUCCAAGGGAAUGUGAUCCAGUGGGAUGACCAGGCAGUGGAGGUCUUUGGAGGUGCCAGCAAGGCGGGCUUUGCAGCCUGCCAGGAAGGGAGGAAGGCAUGAGUGGCCCCCAGCCCUGUCCCCAGCACCAAGGAGCCCGGUGGCAGCCCUGCAGCAGGGAGCCCCUUUCUCCCCUCCCAGGCCAGUAAGCCUUGCCAGGGCAAUGCUUGAGCCCCCCAUGCUGGUGUCCCAGGAGGGAGGGGGCCCCUGGAAGCCUCCCUGUUGUCCCUGUGCUGUGGCUUGUCCUCAUUCCUGGCAGGCUGGCUCCUGAGUCUCAUCUUGCCCCACUUCUUUUUUGGGUGGAACUCGCUGUACCUGCAGGUGUCCCUGGUACGGUGAGGGUCGUUACCUUGUCAGACUUAACAGGGAGUGGGAAGGAAAACUCCAUCCACUUUGAGUGCAGUCCAGCCUCAGUGGGAUGCCAGGGUGCAGGCAUCACCUGAACACAUCUCCUUUCCUUAUUUAUUUCUAGCAACCUCACUGUCCAGUUUUAUGAGCCUGCAUUCCAGGAUCUCACCUCUAGCCCCAUCCUUCUCCUGCUGCCCUGGUUUUUCAAAUGUGGCCCCAGGGGAGCUGAGGGAGAAUGGCAGAGAAUCAGUGGCACAGCACUUACCCCCCUGCACCCCUUUCCCUGCCCCUGCUGCCUGUUUGGGCAGGUCUGCCCGUGGGAAGCCAAGCUUGCAUCUCCCCCAGCGCUGGCCGAGGGGGAAAGAGUGCAACACUGCCAUCGAAGGGAGCAAAAGCAAGAAAAAGAGAGAUGGAGGAUGGUGGCAGUCAGAGGAAUCCUGCCGUCCAUCUCCCAGUCUUUUGGUACUGGAUUGGACUACUGCCCUUGGUUCCACCCAGGUCCCCUUUAGUUGCUCCUUGCCAGGAACAGGGCUACCACUGGCUUUGAAGCUGGGAGGGUGAAAGAGCAGGCUGGUGUUUUCCCUGUGGAGUGCCUGAGAAUCCGCUGUUUCCACAUUGCGUGGUCACCAGUAUCUCGAUGUGUGCGUGUGUGUGUGCAUGUGUGUGUGUGCGUGUGUGUGUCUGUCUGGGGGUGGGAGGGUUAUUUCAGGGCUCUCAUGGUUGCUCAAUGCAGUGUUCAGCUUCCAGUGUUCCCCCUACCCCAAGUCCCACUUUGGGUGACAGCUGCCCCCUCCUCUGGGGGAGACAAAGCUGGCAGAAGGGACAGCCCUGCCACCCCCCAUCCCCCCACCCAGGGUCUCUUCCAGUGCUGGGGUGGCUCAGCCCACUGGGAAUGACAUGGCGGGAUGGUGCCAAGUGGGAACACUGUGACCUUCAUGCACCCUGAAGAGCUGCCCCUCUCCCUCCCUCCCUCCCUCCCUCCCUCCCUCGCUCGCUCGCGCGCUUUCUCCAAUGCACGUUUGUGAAAAGGGCCCUGACGCGUGCCCGUGUUGGGACGUUUCUUUUGUAAAGCUGAUCGUGAACAAUAAACGUGAUGUUUUCUGUUC
Haemorhous mexicanus (house finch) is the source of this 3036-nucleotide messenger RNA. It is a transcript of the gene NPTXR, whose product is annotated as neuronal pentraxin receptor. The record is from RefSeq and is a predicted model, not a curated record. NCBI's taxonomy places the organism in Eukaryota, Metazoa, Chordata, Aves, Passeriformes, Fringillidae. The coding region runs from base 197 to 1645 and encodes 482 amino acids. The transcript is spliced from 5 exons.